CAUUUUCGUUGGUUCGACUUGUUUUUGAGGAUGACACAGCAUCGAUCUGGCCAAUUUUAUAGGUGAACUGUUUUUCGUGGCCGUAUGUUUCAUUGAAUUCUAUUCUCCACCACCACGCACCUCUCAGUGCUUGACUCUAGGUUUGUACUUACCCAUGUAUCUCGUGUUGGUCCCACAUUAAUAAACGUUGUGGUUUUUGAUUUUGACACCGUGUCCGCUCGAAGUCUAUUCGCCUCCCCAUCUUUUACGUAUUGCGGCCUAUGAAGUCGUAAUUUUCUCUGAGAAGUCUGCCAAGAGUCAUUUUUUCUCCAAAAUGUUUGUCGUCUUGCACGUGAUCCACCCACUCCUUGGCGAGCCAAUCAAGGUGGACGUGAACACGAAGAAGCGCACGAGCCACUUGCGGCAAAUCCUGGCCACCGAACACGGGAUCGCGCGGACCAGCAAGCUUUUCGUCCGCAGCGUGGAGCUGGAGGAAAAGCCCCUGCAGGAGCAGGGCGUCCGGGACGGAACGCAGGUGAUGGUGAAGCUCCCCGAGCAGUUGACCAUGACCAAUCAGUCCAGCCCCCGAGGAGGUAAUUAUGGGUCCGGUUCUCCGCGGCAAAUGCACCGUCGGAACCGGCAGGAAACCUCCUCGAGUCCGAUGACCACUAGAAAUCACGACUUUUCCGCCAUGUUUGCCUCGCCGCUUCACGGCGGCACAACAGCGGCUCAGGGAAACCCUAGUUCCACCAGCACAGAGCAGCUGUUCGCGCUACCGCCGCACUUGCAGAUGUUGCAGAGCCACUUGGAGCGGAACCCGGAGGUGCUGCAGCAGAUGCUAAGUUCGCCCGCGAUGAUGACUUUGCUGAACGACCCAGAUUUGCUGUUUUCCGCCUUCAACCCCUCGACUCGCGAGGCGGUCCAGAACGUGCAGCAGAUGGCCGCGCGGCAGGAGCAGGCGAACUUGAAGAAGAAGAAGAAGAAAAACGGGCAGCAACAGCUGGUCAACCCCUUCGCCAAGUACGGCUACGGGGACAAUAAAACCGCGAAGAAGCUAGACUUCGGCGACGGUGUGGACUGGACAGUAGAGGGGAAUCAUGAGAAAAAAGUCUACGACCCGCUGUUGCAGCUCAACCCCGAGAUGCACGAGCAAGUGCGGCUGGACUUCCGCGACCCGGGCGCCGUGCGUGACAAUCUGCUGCAGAUCGAGCAGGGUUUCGGCAGUUUGCUGGACGGUGGGGACAAGUUGAAAAAGGUCACCAACCUGUACGACGGAAAGUUUUUGCUAAGAGAACUGGAGAUAGAGGACGAGGGGGAAGAGCUGCAGCAGAAUUAUGCGGCGAAGCCAAACGGGUACGGGGCAAACCCGAUCUCAAUUGACGAGUAUAACAAAAGCAAUACAACGAACGGAAAUAAUCGCGACGACGCUCCCGCCUACGACCCGAACGCCAUCGCCUCGCUGCUGCAGGACAAGACACUGCAGGCGCUGCUGAGCCAGUUCAUGGAGGUGGCGGAGCGGAAGAACGCCCAACUCGCGGACCCGCAAUUGGUGGCGACGCUGUUCGACCCGCGCACGAUGGAGGCCUGCGAGGCGGUCGAGAAGGCCGUCGGGGAUCUGCAGGAGGAGGGGAUCGGGAAGAGGAAAAGAAGUGCGGCAGUGAACUUUGACCAGACCAGCAUUGCCUCCAGCGCCGGGACAGGGACCACGACGAGUCAGGGCACUUCUACUGCGAACGGACACGGUAAGAAAAAAGGCAAAAGUCUACUUCGUGUUGGCGAUGAGGAGCUGCAACAACAGCAGCAGCACAAAGCGGCCUUGAUGAACAACUACAUGCGGAAUCUGGAUUCCAUCGCGGAGUUGGACAAGCGGGGCGAGUUUUCCUCGAAGUUCGGAAUUUUUCUGGAAGCGAACCAGAACAACCCGGAGAAUUUUUACAAGUCGCAGCUGCAAAAAAUGCGCAACGCGGGUUUUUUAGACACGCAGACGAACAUCGCGGCCUUGGAUCGCAACGACGGCAAGGUGCAGCGGGCAAUCGAAGCGCUGUUGCUCGAACAAACGAGGUGCUAUGGCUAA
Amoebophrya sp. A120 is the source of this 2053-nucleotide messenger RNA. The record is from the annotation of a GenBank genome assembly. NCBI's taxonomy places the organism in Eukaryota, Dinophyceae, Syndiniales, Amoebophryaceae.